CAGGUGCUUUAGUUGCUUAGUUCCUUGUGAACUUUUUGCUUUGCUUUGCUUGUAUAAGCAAUUUGCAUUGAGGUACAUUCCCGAGCUUGUCUACUGAUAGAGAUGGCAACGGUUCCCGAGCCGAAGCGGAAGACCUGUUCCUACAGUUUCCACCGUGAGCCGUUGACUCCACUAGUUGAGUUGGGUAGUCUCGUGACAGACGAUCGACUGAAGAGUUUUGUUGGGCGGUACGGAGAUAUCUUGACAGUAUUGAAGACAGUAGUAGAUCCAGUGCCUCUGCAGACACUACUUCAGUUUUAUGACCCAGAGCUUCAUUGUUUCACUUUCCAGGAUUAUCAGUUGGCGCCUACUCUCGAGGAGUACUCUAUUCUGUUGAGUGUUCCUAUCCAGCAUCAGGUUCCUUUCUUGGAUGUGCCCAAGGAGGUUGAUUUCAGAGUUGUUGCCAGAGCUCUCCAUUUGGGUAUCAAGGAAGUCAGUGAUAGUUGGAAGUCCAGUGGGGAUGUCGUAGGAUUGCCUUUGAAGUUUCUGUUGAGGGUAGCUAGAUGUGAAGCCGAAAAGGGGAAUUGGGAAGUUUUUCAUGCACAGCUUGCCACCAUGAUCUAUGGGAUUGUCCUAUUUCCCAGUAUGCCGAAUUUUGUUGACCAUGCAGCUAUCAGUAUCUUCAUUGGAGGGAAUCCAGUCCCUACCCUGUUAGCAGACACUUACUAUGCUAUUCACAGGAUCCCACUUUGA
Molecule: messenger RNA, 732 nt
Organism: Lathyrus oleraceus (garden pea)
Lineage: Eukaryota; Viridiplantae; Streptophyta; Magnoliopsida; Fabales; Fabaceae
Exons: 3
Coding region: 103-732 (209 amino acids)
Source: RefSeq, a predicted model, not a curated record